AUGUUUUCCCCUUUACUAUGUUUGUUGUUAAGCUAUGCCUUUACCUUCGUUAUUGCGUCUUCGCCUGAUUUGAGUGAACAACUGCCACUUAUGUCUGGAGAUGGAGAUUCUCUCGAGGACGAUAGCUGCCACCAAACGGAAACCUACUAUGGAUCCAUCCCCCCCGAUUUCACUUCCACCUACUACUCAUUUCAACAAGCAUCCGUUACGCCAGCUUGUAUAAUACGGCCUCAUUAUCCUUCUGAAGUAUCAUCCGCCAUGAAAAUUAUCCGAGAAUCUGACUGUCAUUUCGCCAUCAAAAGUGGAGGACAUAAUAUGAAUCAAGGAUUUUCUAAUGUGGAGGGCGGUAUUACCAUUGAUUUGGUGAGAAUGAAGAAUAUUGAAAUUUCGGAGGAUGAGGAAAUUGUAAAGAUGGGGGAGGUUUAUGAGGUUGUAGAACCGAGGGGAUUGAUGGUCGUUGGGGGAAGGGAUUCGACGGUGGGAGUAGGAGGAUUCCUUUUGGGUGAUGAGAUGCUAAGUGUUUCUGAAGGUGGGAUAUCGUUUCUAUCUCAAAGAUAUGGAUGGGGUUCUGACAAUGUUCGAAAUUUCGAGAUUGUCUUUUCCAAUGGAACGUUAGCAAAUGUGAACGCUCAUGAUAACCCAGAUUUGUACUGGGCGUUACGAGGAGGGGGAAAUAAUUUUGGUAUCGUCACGAGAUUUGAUCUGCAGACUUAUCCGCAGGGUCCCGCAUGGGGAGGUCAAAAUUAUUACCUCUUCUCCGACAUUUCAGCCCAACGCAAUACUCUCUCUAUUUCUCCCCGGCCCUUCCUUCCUCUCUCUCUACGCUCCCUUACCAUCCCCCUCACCAACAUAAUCCUCAAAACUGCCUGUCUCCUCUCCUAUUGCACAUCUACCACCACCUUCCUAAACGCCAUCCAAGACCUCGUCACGAACCAAACCUCCGACACCUCAAGCCAGUUCUACGGUUCCAUCGGUUACCUUGCCCAAUACGAUUUAUUCGCCGGACUUACUUGUCUAACGAAUUCAGAUGGUGUGGCUAAUCCUUCGGCAUUCGAAGGGGUAAGAAAAUUGGGGGCUUACAGCACGAAUCGGAAUGCUAGUAUGGGAGAGCUGGCGAAGGAGUUGACGAGUAUGGAUGUUUGGGGUGAUCGAAUUAUCUGGGCAACCAUGACUCUCUACCCUCAUCCAGAGCUCUUCCAGAAAAUCCUCAAUCUCUUCCUCGAGCAAAUAGAAACUAUAAAACAUGUCCCUGGUUUUCUCCCGAGUUUUGUCUUGCAACCGCUAGUUCCUUCUGUUCAUUCGGAUAGAAGUCAGAGUCCAAAUGGAUUAUCUGGAAAUGAUGGGACGCUUAUUGUCUUCAACAUAAAUAUAUGGUGGUCGACCCAGGCCUCUGACUCCUACACGCCUCUAAUGCAACAGUCCACCCACAAACUCAUCUCCAAACUCACCCUGUUCGCUAAAGAAUUGGGUAUCCUCCAUAAAUAUAUUUAUCCCAACUACGCGGAUGCAAGCCAGGAUGUAUUCGCAGGAUAUGGAGAGGAAAAUCUAUCACGGUUGAGACAAGUACAGGAGGCUUAUGAUCCGGACGGCACUUGGCGGAGAUUGCAGACUGGUGGGUUUAAGAUUUGA
Botrytis fragariae is the source of this 1629-nucleotide messenger RNA. RefSeq names its product putative fad binding domain protein. Gene Ontology annotation, molecular function: FAD binding. Lineage: Eukaryota; Fungi; Ascomycota; Leotiomycetes; Helotiales; Sclerotiniaceae. The coding region runs from base 1 to 1629 and encodes 542 amino acids. The record is from RefSeq and is a predicted model, not a curated record. The transcript is spliced from 8 exons.